Coccinella septempunctata (seven-spotted ladybird) is the source of this 920-nucleotide messenger RNA. RefSeq names its product endocuticle structural glycoprotein SgAbd-4-like. Lineage: Eukaryota; Metazoa; Arthropoda; Insecta; Coleoptera; Coccinellidae. Bases 142 to 564 code for a protein of 140 amino acids. Gene Ontology annotation, cellular component: chitin-based extracellular matrix. Gene Ontology annotation, molecular function: structural constituent of chitin-based larval cuticle. The transcript has 3 exons. The record is from RefSeq and is a predicted model, not a curated record.
AAUUCAAUGAUGAAAUAAGCGCGACUUUGUGAAGAUGUAGGGGGACGGAUAAUGAUUCUGUACAUCUUCGAUAAAUACUGAAGUAUAAAUAGAAGAAGUCAUUAUCAACGGUGGUGCAGUUGUUAAAAGUGAACUUCAAUCAUGAAGGGAUUUAGGAUUUAUUUAUUUACCUUAUUGGUAGUAGUCGUCUAUGGAAGACCACAAGGACCCGACAAAGAAAUAAAGAUAAUAAGUCAAACAAAUGAAAUUUCUCCCGAAGGAGGGUAUGAGUGGAGCUAUGAAACAGAGAACGGAAUCAAAGCUCAAGAAACUGGAACACUCAAAAAAGGAAAGGGUGGACCAGAUGGUGAAGACGCAGUUGUAGCACAAGGUUCUUAUUCUUAUACUGAUAAGGAGGGAAACCAAAUAUCCGUAGUUUACGUUGCUGACGAUGAGGGUGGAUUUCAACCACAAGGGGCCCAUCUACCAACGCCACCACCCAUUCCACCUAACAUUCAGAAAGCUCUGGACUGGAUAGCUUCACAACCAUCAACCACAGAAAGAGCUGGAAGAAGGCGAAAAUAAGACCACAACGACUAUCUAGAAAAUUCAACAGGACUCAUGACAUUUGAAGACUAGCUAUCAUAAUGGACACGUUAGCUUACCAUUUUUCAACUUUAAUGUUAAAGUGUUUAAUGUAUAUAUUAUUUUUUCCUUCUUCUUCAUAUUUCUUCGAUGGAUGGAAAAAUCGCUCUUUUUUAUUUUCCAUUUGGAAAUAAUGUUCGCUGUCAAUGAUUGGAUGUAGUCCAACGUUACUCCUUUAUCCUUCAUUCUGUGAUAAGAUUUUUCAAUCAUUGACAUCGAAACUGUAUAAAGGUUUGCAUGAUUAUUGACAUUUGUGAAGCAUUUGUACUUAAAAGUAAUAAAUAUCUUGAGCAUCA